AUGUGCUAUGUCGGAAAAGCAACCAAGAUCUUCAUCUUCAUAAUAACAGUCCUCGUCGUCACCGGAUUCAUCAUCGGAUUCUCAAUCGUUCGUCAUCGGAAUCACAAAGAUCGCAAUUCCCUCAUCUUUCCCACCACCACAAACCCCAUCCCAAUACCCAAUUCCGCCGGAACUACAACCACUACAUACAAUCCUCCGGCGAGCUCAAACGUCUACCCACCUCCCCUGCCUCCGGUAACUCCGACCACCCCUGUCCCAAACAUUAACAACCCUCCUCCGCCAUCGGAAACUCCGACAACCCCAGUUCCAGAUAUUACUCCUCCUCUGCCGCCGCCGCCGCCGCCGGAAAUUCCGACAACACCCAUCCCGGACAUUAGUUCUCCUCCUCCACCGGACAUUAACCCACCUCCUCCUCCGCCGGUGCCGGAACCUACCCCUCCGUCUCCGACGGUUCCGGCGGUGGCACCACCGCCGAGUUUCAGUCCUCCGAGCCCUGUAGUGACUCCAGGACCAGCGCAUGCUCAGUUGAUCUGA
This is a messenger RNA of Impatiens glandulifera, 534 nucleotides long. RefSeq names its product proline-rich receptor-like protein kinase PERK2. The coding region runs from base 1 to 534 and encodes 177 amino acids. The transcript has a single exon. The record is from RefSeq and is a predicted model, not a curated record. Lineage: Eukaryota; Viridiplantae; Streptophyta; Magnoliopsida; Ericales; Balsaminaceae.